UCGCAAUCAUGGCGCCCAGAUCCUACUCCAAGACUUACAAAGUUCCUCGCAGACCCUUCGAGAGUGCCCGUCUGGACUCCGAACUCAAGCUCGUUGGCGAGUAUGGUCUCCGCAACAAGCGCGAGGUCUGGCGUGUCCAGCUCACCCUGUCUAAGAUUCGUCGUGCUGCCCGUCAAUUGCUCACCCUCGACGAGAAGGACCCCAAGAGACUUUUCGAAGGAAACGCCCUCAUUCGCCGUCUCGUGCGCGUAGGUGUCUUGGACGAGUCUCGCAUGAAGCUCGAUUACGUGUUGGCCUUGAAGAUUGAAGAUUUCUUGGAGCGCCGUCUGCAAACCUGUGUCUACAAGCUUGGUCUCGCCAAAUCUAUCCACCACGCCCGUGUCCUUAUCCGUCAGAGACAUAUUCGUGUUGGCAAGCAGAUUGUCAAUGUUCCCUCCUUCGUCGUUCGUCUCGAUUCACAAAAGCAUAUCGACUUUGCGCUUAGCUCGCCAUUUGGUGGUGGACGUCCGGGUCGUGUCCGAAGAAAGAAGGCCAAGGCAGCCGAGAAGAAGGAUGGUGGUGAAGAUGGUGAGGAGGAUGACGAGGAAUGA
This is a messenger RNA of Amorphotheca resinae ATCC 22711, 590 nucleotides long. RefSeq lists its product as hypothetical. Gene Ontology annotation, biological process: translation; positive regulation of translational fidelity. The record is from RefSeq and is a predicted model, not a curated record. Gene Ontology annotation, molecular function: structural constituent of ribosome; rRNA binding. The transcript is spliced from 5 exons. NCBI's taxonomy places the organism in Eukaryota, Fungi, Ascomycota, Leotiomycetes, Helotiales, Amorphothecaceae. Gene Ontology annotation, cellular component: cytosolic small ribosomal subunit. Bases 9 to 590 code for a protein of 193 amino acids.